GACUCGGCAAGACAGUGUCCGCCGACGGUGGAUUGAGGGUCUCGCCAGACCUAGCGGAUCUAGCGGUAUCAUGUGCGAAUUGGGGCAAGGCUGACAAGAACGACAACCUGCGUAUCAUUGGAUACUACGAUGUUGGAAAUUCUGCCUACACUGGCUACAUGAAAAGAAGGUUUUCUGCUGAAGAUCGAAGGGCAAUGUUCCACAAUGUGAUAAAUCCCAAAGAGGAGUUGUUGGGAGAUGCAUUCGAACUUGCAUUGGGGAUGCUUACACUUGCGAUGAGGCAUCCAGAAAAGUUCCCGAACUGGGGCACCUACAAAGGCAGCAACGCGUGCAUUCAGGGCUUGGAUCGAGUAAUUUCUACAUUCUACAGGCUAUCCCAUGAGUCAGGGAUAGAUGAGAGGAUGGAAGAAGAUGAGGAGGGUCUGGUCGACACCUCUAAUGGCGUGGGAUCUGCCACCGUCAUGCUCGAGGAAACCAGCGGUGAUGGAGAACAACCAGAGGAAGAGGUCGCUGCGCCCCUUGAUCCUGAUCAAGCCUUCCGCAAUGCGAUGAAGGCGAAAGCAAUGGAUGCUCUCCUCAUGUUAUUCGCUGGAAGCAUCGAGGUUGGCAAACGCACAGGUACACUUGUGUUCUUUGCGAAAGCGAUCAACUUUCCUUUCGCCAUUGCGACAUUCAAUUUCCUUCUAAGGAGAAGGGCGUGGUAUUCUUUGGAAUAA
Molecule: messenger RNA, 716 nt
Organism: Symbiodinium necroappetens
Lineage: Eukaryota; Dinophyceae; Suessiales; Symbiodiniaceae
Source: the annotation of a GenBank genome assembly